AUCCAGAGCGAAAUUACCGUUUGGCCCUCCCAUGGCGUAUUCUUUCCCGGAGGAGGUUCUGGAACACGUCUUUUCGUUCUUGAGCUCCGACAGAGACCGGAACGCGGUUUCUCUGGUGUGCAAAUCCUGGUACGAGAUCGAGCGGUGGUGUCGACGCCGUGUUUUUAUCGGAAACUGCUACGCCGUCUCGCCGGACAUCGUGAUCCGGCGGUUUCCGGAGGUGAGGGCGCUGGAGAUGAAGGGGAAGCCGCAUUUUGCUGAUUUCAACCUCGUGCCGGAGGGUUGGGGAGCAUAUGUGCACCCGUGGAUCAGGGCGAUGUCUGCGGCUUAUCCGUUGCUCGAGGAGAUCAAGCUCAAGCGCAUGGUGGUUACGGAUGAGAGCCUAGAGCUGAUCGCGAGAUCGUUUAAGAAUUUCAAAGUUUUGGUGCUCUCGUCUUGCGAGGGGUUUACUACGGAUGGUCUCGCGUCGAUUGCUGCUAAUUGCAGGAAUCUUAGAGAACUAGACUUGAGGGAGAGUGAAGUGGAGGACCUAAGUGGGCACUGGCUUAGCCAUUUUCCUGACAACUGCACCUCACUGGUAUCACUUAACAUGUCUUGCUUAGGCUCAGAGGUGAGUUUCUCUGCCUUGGAGCGCCUGGUUGCGCGGUGCCCUAAUCUGAGGACUCUUCGGCUGAAUCGUGCUGUACCCAUUGAGAAGCUCCCUAACCUACUCCACCGUGCCCCCCAGUUGGUUGAAUUAGGUACUGGUGCCUAUUCAGCUGAGAUUCGGUCUGAUAUCUUCUCAAACUUGGCAGAAGCAUUUUCAGUCUGUAAGCAACUCAAGGGCUUGUCGGGAUUUUGGGAUGUUGUUCCAGCUUUCCUUCCUGCCAUGUAUUCAGUCUGCUCUGGGAUCACUUCACUGAACUUAAGUUAUGCAACAAUUCAAAGUCCUGAUCUUGUCAAGCUAGUUAGCCAGUGUCGAAAUUUGCAGCGCUUAUGGGUUCUGGACUACAUUGAGGACACUGGUCUGGAAGCCCUUGCUGCGUCUUGCAAGGAUCUGCAAGAACUCCGUGUGUUCCCUUCAGAUCCUUUUGGAGCAGAACCUAAUGUGGCUUUGACAGAACAAGGCCUUGUUUCUGUCUCUGAAGGCUGCCCCAAACUCCAGUCUGUUCUAUACUUCUGCCGUCAGAUGUCAAAUGCCGCUCUAGUUACUAUUGCGAGGAAUCGGCCAGAGAUGAUCCGUUUUCGGCUGUGUAUUAUUGAGCCUCAAGCUCCUGAUUACUUGACACUUGAACCACUUGAUGCUGGUUUUGGAGCCAUUGUGGAGAACUGCAAGGAACUAAGACGCCUUUCCAUGUCUGGCCUCCUCACAGAUAAAGUUUUUGAAUAUAUUGGCAACCAUGCUAAGAAAUUGGAGAUGCUUUCUAUAGCUUUCGCGGGGGAUAGUGACUUGGGCCUCCAUCAUGUGUUAUCUGGGUGUGAAAGCCUGCGGAAACUGGAGAUCAGGGACUGUCCAUUUGGGGACAAGGCUCUCUUGGCCAAUGCUGCAAAGCUGGAGACAAUGCGAUCCCUUUGGAUGUCAUCGUGCUCAGUAAGUUUUGGAGCAUGUAAGCUGCUUGGUCAGAAGAUGCCCAGGCUCAAUGUUGAAGUUAUUGACGAGAGAGGACCCCCUGAUUCAAGGCCUGAAAGCUGCCCUGUUGAGAAACUCUAUGUUUACCGAACAGUUGCGGGAAGAAGGGCUGACAUGCCUGGUUUUGUUUGGACGAUGGAUGGAGAUAAAUCGUUGACGUUUUCUUAAGCAACGGUUCGAUCUAGCAAUUGAAAUUCCAUCUGGUUCUUGCUUAUGAUUGAAGCAGGUAUAUGCUUAUGUGCUAAUCAUCAUUCUAUUUUUAUAUCAGAAAGCUUUAUGUGAUUGCAGUGCGAAUGGAAGUGGGAACAAGCCCAGGGAGGUGGAUGAGAGGCUUGGGAGCUCAUAUGCCAUCAAUUUUUGCACUUGGCUGAGCUAUUCGUUGCAAUCCGUCCCUAAUACAGAGGCGAGAACCCUUGUCAUCAUUACAUGUAUGGGGCGGAGGAAUUUGUUUUGCUAGUAACUUGUAUACUAUUAGACUUAUGCAAUCUUUUAGAUGUCUGAUUGUUUUUUGUUUAUACAAGCAAGUACUCAUUUUAUUGAUUUCAAUUGUCAGAUCUUCUUGGUAAUAAACAGUUUAUAUUUACACA
Sesamum indicum (sesame) is the source of this 2196-nucleotide messenger RNA. RefSeq names its product protein TRANSPORT INHIBITOR RESPONSE 1. Gene Ontology annotation, molecular function: protein binding. The record is from RefSeq and is a predicted model, not a curated record. Gene Ontology annotation, cellular component: SCF ubiquitin ligase complex. Gene Ontology annotation, biological process: SCF-dependent proteasomal ubiquitin-dependent protein catabolic process. Lineage: Eukaryota; Viridiplantae; Streptophyta; Magnoliopsida; Lamiales; Pedaliaceae.